Messenger RNA from Oryza sativa Japonica Group (Japanese rice), 1839 nucleotides. Its product is annotated as protein ANTAGONIST OF LIKE HETEROCHROMATIN PROTEIN 1. The record is from RefSeq and is a predicted model, not a curated record. Lineage: Eukaryota; Viridiplantae; Streptophyta; Magnoliopsida; Poales; Poaceae.
GUCUCCUUCCUCCCUCCAAGUCCAAGUGACCAACCAUCAUCAAUCAUCGCUAAGCCCACCUCGGAGAUCUCGAGUUCGAUCGUCGUCGUCGUAGCUGUAGAGGUAGUUAAUUAUCUCGUUUUAGAUGAGCUCACUGACGGCGGCGCAGUUCCGGUCGCUGUUUGAGAUGGCAGGAGGGGAGGAUAUCUCGUUUCUGUUUGGUGAUGAUGAGGCGGCGGCGGUGGCGGCGCCGGUGGAGUUGCAGGGGAAGAGGGGGUGGGAGGAGGUGGAUCAAGGGGAGGGGUCUGGGGCGGUGGCGGCGAAGAGGCAGCGGUCGCCGACGAGCUCGAGGGAGAAUAGUAGCGGGAGUAAUGAGGGUGGGCAGGAGGAGGUGUCUGAGGCGGCGGCGGCCAUGGCGGCGGCGGUGGGGAGGGGUGGGGGGAGGAGGCUGUGGGUGAAGGAGAGGGACUCGGAGUGGUGGGACAUGGUGAGUAGCCCGGAUUACCCGGACUCGGAGUUCAGGAAGGCGUUCCGCAUGUCCAAGGCCACGUUCGAGGUGGUCUGCGACGAGCUCGCCGCCGCCGUCGCCAAGGAGGACACCAUGCUCCGCGCCGCCAUCCCGGUGCGCAAGCGCGUCGCCGUCUGCGUCUGGCGCCUCGCCACGGGGGAGCCCCUGAGGCUGGUGUCCAAGCGCUUCGGCCUCGGGAUCUCCACCUGCCACAAGCUCGUGCUCGAGGUCUGCGCCGCGCUCAAGGCCAUGGUGAUGCCCAAGGUGGUGCGCUGGCCCGAGGCCGGCGACGCGGCGGCCAUCGCCGCGCACUUCGAGGCCAUCUCCGGGAUCUCCGGCGUCGUCGGCGCGAUCUACACCACCCACAUCCCCAUCAUCGCGCCCAAGUCCAACGUCGCCUCCUACUACAACCGCCGCCACACGGAGCGCAACCAGAAGACCUCCUACUCCAUGACCGUCCAGUGCGUCGUCGACUCCACCGGCGCCUUCACCGACGUCUGCAUCGGCUGGCCGGGGUCCAACUCCGACGAGGAGGUGCUCGAGAAGUCGGCGCUGUACCUGCACCGCGGCGUUCCCGGCCUGAUCCAGGGCCAGUGGGUGGUCGGCGGCGGGAGCUUCCCGCUCAUGGACUGGAUGCUCGUGCCCUACACCCACCAGAACCUGACGUGGGCGCAGCACAUGCUCAACGAGAAGGUCGCCGCCGUGCGCGGCGUGGCGCGCGACGCGUUCGAGCGCCUCAAGCGCCGGUGGGGCUGCCUCCAGAAGCGCACCGAGGUGAAGCUGCUCGACCUCCCCACCGUGCUCGGCGCCUGCUGCGUCCUCCACAACAUCUGCGAGCGCAGCGGCGACGCCGUCGUCGACGCCGACGACUGCGCCUUCGACCUCUUCGACGACGACAUGGUCGCCGAGAACGCCGUCCGCUCCUCCGCCGCCGCGCAGGCCCGCGACGCCAUCGCCCACAACCUCCUCCACAGCGGCGGCGGCGCAUCCUUCUUCUGAUCAAGCAUCAUCGCCGUUCUUGGUCCGAUCAACAGCGAUACCAAACAAACCAACAAAAAUAAAAAAGAAAAACAAGAUUCAGUUUUUAGGUGUAUAGGAGGAGCUUCUCCAUUUUUUGUCGGAAAUGGAGCAGUGAACAGUUUUUCGCUUUAUCGUCAGGAGGGACAGGAAAGUUCAGAGUCCUAGUAGUCUCAAAGUAACAUUAGUUUCUUGGUUGGAUUUUCGAUUGAUUUGGUUCUUUUAGAUCUUGAGAGAUUGUUUUUCAUGGGGUUGUAAUUAAUUGCCUGCAUAAUCUUGUAUCCCCCAGAUUAUCAAUUAAUCAAACCUGAAAAAGAAAAUCAUUUUUUUGCCAA